AUGAAAGCAUGGACACACGAGGUUUAUUCAGGGAAGAAAACCCUUGGUGAUGUAGACAUAGAGGGAAAGAGAGUUUUUUUACGUGUGGACUACAAUGUACCCAUACAGGAUGGUUUAGUGAGUGACAAGGCAAAAAUACAAAAAAGCCUGGGGACAAUUGAGUAUUUACUACGAAAAAAUGUACAAAGCAUAGUGAUUGCCUCUCACUUAGGGCGGCCUGGGCUUGAUGCAGACCCACAUAAUCCAACUGAUACCACAAUGAUGCCUGUGCUGGAGGCACUGAAUGCGUGCCUUGACAGAGCAGAGAUGCCCAUUCAGUUUGAGUUUGAGUACAUGGCAAAUAGAAAAACACAGAAGAAAUGGGUUAUGGUGCAGAAUCUGCGCACUCUGGCAGUUGAAAAGGAUCCAACGGAUUCAGAAAGCAAGGAGCUAUUCGAUGCUUUUAUAGAGAAGAACUGUGACCUCAUGGUAAAUGAUGCAUUUGCUGUCUUGCACAGAGAUGACUACUCAGUGACGCAAAUUAAAUUAGAGAAAAUAGCGGGUCUUCUUCUGGACUCAGAGAUGCAGGGAGUGAGCCUUAUACUUGGAAAGGCCCGUCCCACACAGGAACACUCCCCCAUUACAAGCCUAUCCCGCAGAGAUAAGGAGAAAUUCCUGCGGGUGGGAAAAGACCCGAAGAAUUUCCAAACACAGGAGCAGAAGCCAAUUGACCUUCUAAUUAUUGGAGGGUGCAAACUGCAGGAUAAGAUUAAAAUGGUAAAAAACCUAGCAAAAAUCACCUCAAAUAUCUUCCUGGGUGGGCUUCUAUCAGUGCCUCUGCUGGAGCACAAUCCCUCACCAGAUGUUGAGGAUCUAAUUGGGUGUGUUAUAUUCGAGCAGGUCUCUUUGUUCUAUCCGGUUGACUACGUCUUGGAAAAUCUUUCAGUUGUUUCGUAUAAAGAGGCUGCUGGUUCUGCCUCCAAAAUAAAGGACAUAGGCCCAAUGACUGAGGAUAUGCUUACAAGCCUUAUCUCGCAGAGUGCGUCUCUUUUUUGGAAUGGGACACUUGGGCAGGCAGAAAUAAAAGAAUAUGCACACGGGACAGACACUGCGUUGAAUGCCAUUAUGCAGAGAAAGCAGCAGCUUCAGAAGGCAGAGACAAAGUCAAUGCUUUGUGCUGGUGGGGGAGAUACAUGCGGGUACAUUAAUAUCUCUGGACAUGCAGAUGCAUUUGAUCUUAUACUGACUGGUGGAGGGGCUGCCUUGGCUGCUCUCCAAGGGGAUGUUCUUCCUGGAGUAUUUGCGCUGUCUGAGAGAAACUAG
Molecule: messenger RNA, 1302 nt
Organism: Nematocida ausubeli
Lineage: Eukaryota; Fungi; Microsporidia
Exons: 1
Coding region: 1-1302 (433 amino acids)
Biological process (GO): glycolytic process; gluconeogenesis
Cellular component (GO): cytosol
Molecular function (GO): phosphoglycerate kinase activity; ATP binding; ADP binding
Source: RefSeq, a predicted model, not a curated record